Messenger RNA from Formica exsecta, 3149 nucleotides. RefSeq lists its product as uncharacterized. The record is from RefSeq and is a predicted model, not a curated record. The coding region runs from base 987 to 1772 and encodes 261 amino acids. Lineage: Eukaryota; Metazoa; Arthropoda; Insecta; Hymenoptera; Formicidae. The transcript has 7 exons.
UAUUUUGAUAAUUUGACUGACGCGACACUCGCUCCUUGCGGCGUAUUUAUGUUGUUGUCAUGGUAACCUUGUUGUUAGUCUAGUGGCAACACUCGAGCGGACAAGUAGCGGCGCGAGACGCUUCAUAUUUUGUCGCGUUAUUAUUACUUCUCGAAAUUCUAUUAUUCCUUAUCAGCCUGCACGAUUGAUUGGUUCUCACGAUUUAUAAGCAUAUCGAGAGGAUGUCAUUUAUCGAAGCAGGUAUCUCGGCAAUUUAUUCAGUCAGAAAUAGUCUACGAAAGUGCCAGAGCUAGGAGCAACAGGUCGCCGCGGCGGGUGACGCGUGAAAUUGGUCGCGCAAUUUUCGAAUUCCCUGCGCCGUUCGUUCAAUUAGUCGUGCAGGUGCCGCGCAUAGCUUCGUGCAAUCUUUUUCCGUUAUUCUUUUUUCACAUUAUUCUUCCGCCUCGAUGUAAUAAAGUGCGCGUCGCGCGUGAUUAACGUUUGAAGCGUCGUAUAAACUAGUACAAAGUGUCACGCGAUUGUCGUAUUACUGUACGCGUGAUCGUAAUAUGUGGUGUUUCUGCAAGUGAGUGUUGACAAAGUGAAGGGACAAUAAAGAGGAAGAAGGAGAAAGCUCAGAGGAAGGAAAAGCAUCAGACAUGACGGCGGAGCGUGCGGACCAACCUUGUGUAUUACAACCUCUUCAUUGCGCAUCGUAUCGACACAUGGAAAACACCGGGUCGAAAAAUGGCGGAUUUAAGCAGCACGGAUUCAGCACGGGUCAGCGGCGACGGCGUCGGUGGCGGCGGCGGAAUGCCGGAUUGGCGGUAAACUCUUAUUUCGUAUACAAAUUAAUAAUCGUUGAAAUAUAAAUAAAAAGAAAAUAUUCGUGGAAGCAAGAUAAAUGUAUCGCGUGUGAAAUUGUUCUGCUGAUCCCAUUUUACGCCGAGCGGAUGAAUGCGUAUUGAGAAUUCUUUUCUAAUUUGAAUAAAUCGCGAGACGUAAUCAUGAAGGCGAGACAAGCGGAGUUAUGGCUGGCGAUGCUAUACACCGGAUCCAUGGUGUUCUGCAUCACGUCCAUCAUAUCGUUGGUGACCGCCUGGCAGCAUUGGACAUGGACAUUGGACAGCUGCAUCGAUAUCGAUUGCGGCUGCAUAUUGUACGGCAUCAACACGUUCCGCACCUUCAUCGGCGGCGACGUCAAGCUCUGCCAAUUCGGCUCGUACGGUCUCACACCCAUAAUCGUGAUCGCCAUGUGUCUCGGCGGUUUUCACGGAUACAGAUGUUGCAUACAUAAGAAUUUGGAUAAUCCUAAGCAAAUUACCCGCAAACAAACGUACGACGACGACAGAAACAAUCUUAACGGACAAGUCGUCGUGAUCCACGUGAAAAAAAGAGCCGUUUUUAAACAAUGGAUGCCGAUCGCUUUCUUUGCAGUAUUUAUCUGCUGCCUGUCUCUCGUCCAUGCAGUCGUGAUAACCGAUGGCUAUUAUAAAAGUUGCGAACAAUACAAAAGAUAUCUCAUUCAACUUUUGGGUUCAAGAGGCCGCGAAAUUCAGGCGAUUCACAAUAGGCUAUCGUGCGGCGCGAUUUUCGAUUUUAUGGAUUAUCUUCAUCCGGAUGCCAACAACUGGAGACGCGGCAGCGAGAUCAACACAGGAAUAGCGCUCCAACUUGCGAUAUCCACAAGUUGGUUCAAUUUCUUCGCUUGGCUCGUCGCAUGCUUGAUAAACUUCAUCAUGGCGAGAAAGAGGCUGCGCGACUUAGAAGAAAAAUUCUGCUGUUGUUGCUGAGUGACAUUUCCCGGUAAAGUUAAUUGCCAGUUCACGAAACGUUGCGUAACGCUUUAAUAUUUUUUGUAAAAUUUAAUAGAAAUGGAAAUCUCUUUUCCUCCUAUAAAGAAAUACAUGGAUAGGACAUCGCGUGUAUAAUCGAUAGUAUUGACAUUUUAUUUAUGCAAUUUUAUACAGAGACAGAGUGCUUUCAGUAGCUCUUUUCUUUUUAUAUAUCAAAAAAUUAAAUACUCACUCCCGCUGCCGUGGAAAAUAAUAGCAUCCCUCUCUCAUAUUCGAAUAUAAUUGCCUUCUCUUUAUACAUUUUUAUACAAUUUGCGUUACUAUAUUACACAUUGUGUGUACACACAUUGGAACAAUAUUUUUGAUCGUCCUAAGAAUAAAAGUUCGCAUUGUUAACUUAAUAUGUAAACGAACGCGUUUUUUAUAUAUUAACUCUUUUUUUGUUUGAUACACGAUUUAUAAUCCUGCUAUUAUUAUAUUAUUACAAUUAACGAAAUAUGAAGACGGAAAUACUGUGUUACCGUAGGCAGUGACAAAAUUGAAAUCUAAACUAGUAAAGUAUCCGUAAAACUUUUCGAGACAUUUAUUUCUCUUGCUAUGUGUACAUGAAGAAAUCUAUAUAAACCAACGAUAAUAAAUAACAGUAUAUGAAAAUUCAAAGAAGGAAUGUAUCACGUGUGUAUCUACAUUAUAUACGUAGCCGUAAUAGAGACUUUAUACAAUCGAAUUACAUCGCCUUAGGACGUUAAAAUGCUUGGUGUUUCUUAGCACCUAGUUCGUACCAUUUUAUACACGGUGUACACAGAAUGACAGAGUAUUUUAAGACUUGGAAUAACAAAACAUUUCCCUCGUUGUUCAGUAAAUACAUUCAAAUCAUUCUUAUCAAAUUCACCGAAUCGGUUCAUCAAAUUUUAAUAUUUAAUUCUGUUCGCAUAAAUCAUUCUUAGUUUUGUAUGUCUGUGUAUAUGAACAUGUGUGCUAGCGGCAUGAAGAAAUCGCUUUUAAUUCCCUAUAGAUUACACAUAUCUCUCACCUGGUUAUGUAUAGGAACUAAACUGAAGACAAUUUUUUCAGAUAUACACUAUCUCUUAUAUGUAUAAAUACAAUUGACUCUGUUUAUUUUAUAUAAUACUAAUCAGCUUUUAUACUACACGACAGCAAAGACUGCAAAAGCUUGAACGCUACUUAAUGAAGGAAGGCACCUAAUCAUACGAGCUAAUAUAUCUACAAAUUAUGUUACAAUUUUUUAUAUAUGUAUAUAUAUGCAUGCGUGCAUGCAUAAAAACACGCGUAGAUUAUAAACAUUUCUUUUUUUUUUAUAAUAUUGUCAUAUCUUUUUACACUAAACUAGAUUGCAGAUCCUCGAUUAUAAAA